Molecule: messenger RNA, 1882 nt
Organism: Fragaria vesca subsp. vesca
Lineage: Eukaryota; Viridiplantae; Streptophyta; Magnoliopsida; Rosales; Rosaceae
Product: glucan endo-1,3-beta-glucosidase 13-like
Exons: 4
Coding region: 153-1649 (498 amino acids)
Biological process (GO): carbohydrate metabolic process
Cellular component (GO): plasma membrane
Molecular function (GO): hydrolase activity, hydrolyzing O-glycosyl compounds
Source: RefSeq, a predicted model, not a curated record
AUUAGCUGGUGUGUCUGUGUGUGCGCGCUUUUCACUCUCGAGGUUUGAGCUUUAAGGAAAAUAGAGCCGUUGAAGCAAGAAAGGUGAAGACUUUGAGAAGGAGGAGCAAGAAAGUUGAAGACUUUGGUUGAAGGAGUUUGAGAAAGAGAGCAAUGGGUUGUGGGUUCAGGCUUGUCUUUGCCAUUUUGCAGCUGCUUGUGAUUUUGGAUCUUUGUGAAGGAAGCAUUGUGGGAAUUUGCUAUGGAAGAAAUGCCGAUGACCUUCCAACACCUGAUAAAGCUGCCCAGCUUGUGCAGCUUCACAACAUCAAAUAUGUUCGGAUUUAUGACUCCAACAUACAGGUCCUCAAGGCCUUUGCGAACACCGGUGUUGAACUUAUGAUUGGGGUUCCAAACUCAGACUUGUUGCCAUUUUCCCAGUUCCAAACUAAUGCAGAUACCUGGCUUAAGAACAGCAUUCUGCCUUACUAUCCGGCUACAAAGAUCACAUACAUAACAGUGGGAGCUGAAGUAACUGAGACCACUGGUAAUGUCUCUGCCCUUGUAGUACCUGCCAUGAGAAAUGUCCUCACAGCACUGAAGAAAGCCGGUCUUAGUAAGAAGAUUAAAGUAUCAAGUACACAUUCCCUCGGUGUUCUGUCUAGAUCAUUUCCUCCCUCUGCAGGAGCGUUUAGUAGCAGCUACGCGUCUUUCCUGAAGCCCCUGUUGGAAUUUCUUGCGGAAAACCAGUCACCCUUCAUGAUUGAUAUAUAUCCAUACUAUGCUUACAGAGAUUCCCCAAGCAAUGUCACUCUUGACUAUGCUCUUUUUCAGGCAUCCUCAGAAGUUAUUGAUCCGAAUACUGGUUUGCUGUAUACUAACAUGUUUGAUGCUCAGAUAGAUGCUAUAUAUUAUGCACUGAUGGGUCUGAAUUUCAAAACAAUCAAUGUUAUGGUCACUGAGACAGGCUGGCCGUCAAAAGGAUCGCCGAAAGAGACAGCUGCAACUCCUGACAAUGCCCAAACUUACAAUACAAAUCUGAUUCGCCAUGUCAUUAACAAUACUGGUACACCUGCAAAGCCAGGAGAGAAAGUGGAUACCUACCUCUUCUCUUUGUUCAAUGAAAAUAGGAAGCCUGGAUUGGAAUCUGAGAGGAAUUGGGGGCUAUUUUAUCCUGACCAGACAAGCGUCUACAACCUAGAUUUCACUGGAAAAAAUGCUGUGGAUAUGACCACAAAUAAUGUUACCAGUUCAAAUGCAACAACAACCUGGUGCAUUGCUUCAAGUAAAGCUUCUGAAGCAGACUUGCAGAAUGCCUUGGAUUGGGCUUGUGGUUCUGGGAAUGUGGACUGUACUCCUAUUCAGCCUAGCCAGCCUUGUUUCGAGCCAGAUAAUACAGUGUCUCAUGCAUCUUAUGCUUUCAACGUUUAUUACCAGCAAAAUGGGGCUACAGAUAUUGCUUGCAGUUUUGGAGGGUCAGGGAUUAAAGUCGAUAAGAACCCAAGCUAUGACAGCUGCCUCUAUAUGACUGCAGGGAGCAACAAAACUAUUGCUAGUAGUAAUACAACAGCAAUAUCUUCUACUUCCUCCUCUGCCACGGUGAAGGGUGUUCCAGCAUGGAUUUUCACUUGCUUUCUUGCCACCUUCAUAUCAUUUCUUUUUCGAAGUUGACCAUGGCUGAGAAGUAGAAGACAUUUUGUCACGGAAACUGGUGAGCCUUGUAUUGUAGUUACUCAUGUACUGCAGGGAGUAGUAUUGUUGGUUGGAAGUUUUUCAGUCAGAUACAUGAGAAGGAAUGUAACUGCUGUGUUAGAUCAGAUUUGCUCCCCCUGGCUUUUUGUAUAAUAGUGUCGGAUCUUUUGAAGGUGGGAUGACAUGAAUGCAGAGGCCUAAGUUUUAAUUAG